AUGGCUAGUCCAAGAACACGUCGUGUCAUUCAGGACCUUCGAGCAGUUCCUGGAAAUAAUGUUUGCUUUGAAUGUGGUGCGAGUAAUCCUCAGUGGGCUAGUGUAACAUAUGGGAUUUGGCUCUGUUUAGAUUGUUCUGGCUUACAUCGUGGAUUAGGUGUACACGUCAGUUUUGUACGAUCCACAACUAUGGAUAAGUGGAAAGAUAGUGAGCUCAGCAAAAUGAAAGCUGGUGGUAAUAUGAAAGCAUUAGAAUUUAUAAAAAGCCAACCAGAAUAUCGUUCAAGUUGGUCGCUUCAUGAAAAAUACAAUUCAAGGGCCGCUGCUCUUCUCAGAGAUAAGGUAUUGGCGGAAUCUGAAAACCGAAAUUGGUCAGUUGAAACUUCACCAGCGAAAGAUUAUGUCUCACAUGCUUUGACAAGUGCGUCUUCUCAUACACGACCUGGAGGACAUAGCAGUUCCGAUAGUGUAUCUUCCUAUUAUGGAGGGAAUACAACAAGAUUCCAGGGCGAUUCAUAUCACUCUGACUAUAGCAGUGAAAAUCGUUAUCAAGGUUUCGGGAAUACUACUAUUAUUAAUGAUGGAGAUUCAUCCAAUGAAUUGCUCUCUGGUGCUCUAUCAUCUCUUUCUGUAGGUUGGAAUAUACUGAGUAAAAAAGCAACAAAUGCCGCUUCAUAUGCAAAAGACAUAAGCUCACAAGCAACCGCAAAAGCUUCCGAAUUAGGUGGCAGUGUCACUGAGAAAAUGCGUGAUGGGACAAUAUUUAGUAAACCAGCAUUAGAAAGUUUGGCGCAAAAGGCUUCCGAAAUGGGAUCUCGGUCGUGGACUGGACUAUCAAACUUUGUGAAAAGUCCUUCUCUGCAAGGUUUCAACUUUCCAAGAACUAAGAGUGAUUAUGAAGAUAUCGUUACACCCGAAAGUCAUGAGAAUUCAUUCAAACAGGAAACAAGCAAUUACCAAACUUGCCCAAGUAAUUCACUUGGGUUAGAUGGACAUGAUUAUCUGGAUUCCAAGUUCAGUUCUGAUUUCUUUAGUUAUGACAAAUCAGCGAAACAGAUUUCAAUAUUAAGUACGGAAAAUUCAGCUAAUAGGACAAAAGAGCAAACGCCUCCAUUGAUCGAUUUUUAUUUGGAGGAUAAAAAACAUGAUUCUUAUGGCGCAAAUUUAACGGAAAAAUUUGUUCAAGAAAAAUCAUCCAAAUCAGCAGGAGCUGCGGUAAAUAGCAAGAAAGUGGCACCUAAAAAGGAUUGGGAUGACGACGCCUGGGCAUUGUUAAAUCAAUAA
Messenger RNA from Thelazia callipaeda (thelaziosis nematode), 1284 nucleotides. NCBI's taxonomy places the organism in Eukaryota, Metazoa, Nematoda, Chromadorea, Rhabditida, Thelaziidae. The record is from the annotation of a GenBank genome assembly.